This is a messenger RNA of Exophiala aquamarina CBS 119918, 1056 nucleotides long. RefSeq lists its product as uncharacterized. The record is from RefSeq and is a predicted model, not a curated record. Gene Ontology annotation, molecular function: oxidoreductase activity, acting on NAD(P)H. Bases 1 to 1056 code for a protein of 351 amino acids. Lineage: Eukaryota; Fungi; Ascomycota; Eurotiomycetes; Chaetothyriales; Herpotrichiellaceae. The transcript is spliced from 2 exons.
AUGCCCAACACAAUGAAAGCAGUCGUCAUUCGAGGCAAAGAAGCCAAGCUUGAACUAGAUCGACCUCUUCCUAAGCUUCGUGACGAUUACAUCCUCGUCAAGACCGAGGCUGUGGCUCUCAACCCCACUGACUGGAAACAUGUUGCGUUUGGUCUCGGCGCCGAGGGCGGACUCGUCGGCUGCGACUUCGCAGGGAUCGUUGUCGAGGUGGGCAAGGCUGUGACUAAGAAGUGGAGUAAAGGUGACAGGCUCUCUGGCGUUGCACAUGGUGGCAAUAGCCUUCAAGUUGAAGAUGGUGCUUUCGCCGAGUAUGUUGCUGCCAAAGGGGACGUGCAGAUCAAAAUCCCGGAUAAUUUGAGUUUCGAAGAUGCUUCGACUCUGGCGCUGGGUGUCGCCACGGUCGAACAGGGUCUUUACCAAAAGGCCUUGAACUUGAAUCUCCCCACGGACCCUAUCAAGGAGAAGACUUUCGUCUUGAUAUAUGGUGGAAGCACUGCGACUGGAGCUUUGGGUGUCCAAUUCGCCAAACUAUCAGGCUACACCGUCUUGUCAACAAGUUCGCCUAGAAACUUCGAAUAUGUAAAGAGCCUCGGCGCCACCGAAGUAUUCGACUACAACGAGCCAAACGUGGGCCAGAAGAUCCGCGAAUACACGCAAAACAAACUCAAGCUCGCCUGGGACACGGUCAGCGAAGGCGAAUCCGCCAAGAUCGUCGCCGAUGCCCUUUCCACCGAGUCUGGAAGUCGGUACGGCAGUAUUCUUCCCAACAAAUUUCCACGAGAUGAUGUCGACUACACUUCGACGCUGAUGUACACUAUCUUCGGUGAGCCGUUCUUCUUUGGCCCGACAGAGUUUCCGGCUGUGCCAGAAGACUUGGAGUAUACCAAGAAAUUCUUUGGUAUUACGGAGAAGCUGCUCGCCGAGGGCAAGUUGAAGCCACACAAGGCGAAGGUCGGUAAGGAUGGCCUGAAAGGUGUUUUGAAAGGACUCGAUGAUCUGAAGAACGGGAAAGUCAGUGGCGAGAAGUUGGUUUACCGAGUCUCUGAAACUCCCUAG